Heterotrigona itama is the source of this 1599-nucleotide messenger RNA. The record is from the annotation of a GenBank genome assembly. NCBI's taxonomy places the organism in Eukaryota, Metazoa, Arthropoda, Insecta, Hymenoptera, Apidae.
GGCACGCGUGGCGCCGAGUGUCCAGAGGACAGCGUCCGAGAGGAGAGCGGCGAGUGCAAAUGCGCGGCCAUCGACUGUCCAUCGGUCGAAUGCCAGGGGGGUCAACGUCCGAUCCAGGUGAAGCCAGCAGACCCUGAAACGCCGGGUAGCUGUUGCGCCCGUUAUGAGUGCAUGCCCGCAGACCCUCGAGGAUCGUCGGAGCCGUGUCCCGAGAACAGCGUGCUGACCGAGGAUGGAAAAUGCGAGUGCGCGCCCUGCCCACCGGUCAACUGCCAACCUGGACACCGUUCUGUUCAAGUGACCGCUGCUCUCGAUCGCGAGACGCCUGGUAGCUGUUGUCCUCUCUACGAGUGUAGACCGGCUGAAUCCGUCUCUUGGGUGAAAGUGACAACCGAGAUGGACAAAUCGACAGACGUUUGCGUGCACGAAGGCGAAGCAAGAAAACUGGGCGAACGAUGGCAGCAAUCGGAUUGCGUCCACUGCGUUUGCCAGGAGAAUAGGGUGGUGUCCUGUCAGGCACCGAUGUGCAAGUCCUGCGACAAUGCGAUUCCCCCCCAUCCUGGCGAGUGCUGCCCUCAUUGUCCACCGCUUACGAACAAGACGCAUCACGAGUUCGAAUUAUCCUGUCCGAAUUCCUUGGAAGGUUGCGAGUUAGUGUGCCAGCGUGGUUACGCCACGGACGAAAAUAAUUGUCCCGUGUGCGAAUGCGAUGUAUAUGAGGACGCCGAAAUGGCGACAACGGAACAUUCGACUAUCGACGUUGGAUCUACCAACGACAAGAUUUGCCCUAAACUACCAGCACGUUGCGAGUCGAACUGCGAAAUUGCGAGAGACGAGAAUGGCUGCUCGGUGUGCGCCUGUCGAACUAUAGAGCAAUCUACCACCACCCUUGACACUCCGUCGAUAGACGAUUCCUCCGGCAAGAAGAUUUGCCCCGAAGUAAAGUGCGACCUGCACUGCGAACGUGGACUGGUCAUGGACGAGAACGACUGCACGUUUUGCAAGUGUCGGGAGGAACCAGAUUCGUCGAGUUGUCCGCCUCUGCUCGGAUGCAGAAAACGAUGCGCCUUUGGCUACAAGACGAAUAAACGCGGUUGUCCGGUGAAUAAACGUCUCUUUUUAUUAGUAUCCCCGAUAUGGCUCGAAUCGAUGUGUCGCUGUCGUGCCUCUUGCACCGAUUACCUCAACGGAACGCAUCCGGAAGGAUCGACUUGGCAUCCGAACUCGUGCACCUCGUGCACUUGCGAAGCCGGCGGGAAGCUCAGCUGCAAGGAAACCGUCUGCUCAGUAGCUUGCAACGACCCUCUACCUCCGCAACCGGGAAUCUGCUGUCCGGUCUGUCCAAUUACGCAACCGAAGGAAAAUGAAGCGACCACUGGUUACCAUUCAGGAGGCAAAGGCUGGGGCACAGUGCCCAUCACGUUGAUCGCGAUUCUGGCGUUGCUUUGCCUACUGUUGAUCGUGCACAUGGUUCGCGGCCGAUUUCGGGCUCGUCUCUCGCCGUCGGAGACCUCUUACUCCACCUAUCCGCCGCAGUACUACAAAUGCGUGCCGGCGUACGACACGCCAGUCCAUCGAAACGAGAAAAUCGUACCUUUG